This is a messenger RNA of Galeopterus variegatus (Sunda flying lemur), 1607 nucleotides long. It is a transcript of the gene PHF13, whose product is annotated as PHD finger protein 13. Gene Ontology annotation, biological process: mitotic chromosome condensation. The transcript is spliced from 3 exons. Gene Ontology annotation, molecular function: chromatin binding. The record is from RefSeq and is a predicted model, not a curated record. The annotation marks the transcript as partial. Lineage: Eukaryota; Metazoa; Chordata; Mammalia; Dermoptera; Cynocephalidae.
CAGGAAUACUCCCCCGGCUACAAGAGGCGCAGGACUGUGGAAGACUUCAACAAAUUCUGCACCUUUGUUUUGGCCUAUGCUGGCUACAUCCCCUAUCCGAAGGAGGAACUCCCUUUGAGGAGCAGCCCCAGCCCUGCCAACAGCACUGCUGGUACCAUUGACAGCGAUGGCUGGGACGCGAGCUUCAGUGAUAUUGCAUCCUCGGUGCCCUUGCCAGUCUCUGACCGCUGCUUUAGCCACCUGCAGCCCACCCUCUUGCAGAGAGCCAAGCCCAGUAACUUCCUGCUCGACAGAAAGAAAACAGACAAGCUGAAGAAGAAGAAGAAGAGGAAGCGAAGGGACAGUGAUGUGUCCGGGAAGGAGGGGUACAGGGGGGGCUUGCUGAAGCUGGAAGCCGCUGAUCCAUACGGAGAGACCCCCACGAGCCCCACCCUGCAGGAUAUCCCCCAGGCCCCCAGCGACGCGUGCUCGGGCUGGGACUCCGACACUCCCUCGAGUGGAUCUUGUGCCACCGUGUCACCUGAUCAGGUCAAAGAAAUAAAAACUGAAGGCAAACGGACUAUUGUCCGGCAGGGAAAGCAGGUGGUGUUCCGAGACGAGGACAGCACUGGCAAUGAUGAGGACAUAAUGGUGGAUUCAGAUGACGAUUCCUGGGACCUUGUCACCUGCUUCUGCAUGAAGCCAUUUGCUGGCCGCCCCAUGAUAGAGUGUAAUGAGUGCCACACCUGGAUUCACCUGUCCUGUGCAAAAAUCCGGAAAUCCAACGUUCCGGAAGUGUUUGUCUGCCAAAAGUGCCGGGACUCCAAGUUUGACAUCCGCCGUUCCAACCGUUCCCGAAUGGGCUCCCGGAAGCUGUUUCUGGACUGACUGCUGGCCGGCGAGGAGACUGUGGGCGAGGAAUCGGAAGGGACGGUGGGCUAUUUGGUCCCUCUCUUAGUUGAGCACAGAACUCUCAGCUCUGGUGCGGGCAGAACCCUGCCAUUCAGGUGCCUAAGCGAAGGACAGGCUGUCCGAGGUAGAAACUGUACAUAGCCAGUGACUGAAUAAAAUCUCUGUUGGCCAAAGCUGCUGCGAGAGCUCUGUUCUCUGCAGUGGAGGUGGACUAAACACCCAAGUACAGUGGGUUUGGUUCAGCUGAAACUGAGGGCACAUGGUAGUUGUGAAUUUUUGCUAUCGUUAACAAAUUCCCGCCAAUUGGAACAAGUGCUAGCUGUUAUUCCUGCUUCCACUGUGUUGGGGAGAGGAGAUGUUCGGUUUCCCCGGCCUGUUAAUGAACAGCCAUAUGUGUAUGCUUUUUCUUGUGUGUAAGUGUUUUACCAAAAGUGUCUGUACAGCAGCCAUCAAAGUUGCCCCUACCUGAGUGGCCCGCCCCUCUCUCUCUGCCUCCCUUGCUUCCAGUCAGUUGUAGGAGCUGCGGGCUGGAGUCCUCGCGAGCCCCAGAGGGCAGGCUAGCUAGUGAUUCUUAGGUUUUCUUCUGUUUAUUAAAAGGGACAGUAUGUGGCCACUUCUCUGUGGAAAGGGGGUUGGUUGGGGGGUUGAGGUGGCCUGUGUUCAUAACUCAGUUUCCUGUUUUGCACGAUGUAAAAAAACCUGUCUUUUUUGCACGA